Messenger RNA from Belonocnema kinseyi, 1765 nucleotides. RefSeq names its product DNA polymerase epsilon subunit 2 (gene DNApol-epsilon58). The transcript is spliced from 4 exons. Gene Ontology annotation, molecular function: DNA binding. Gene Ontology annotation, biological process: DNA-templated DNA replication; error-prone translesion synthesis. NCBI's taxonomy places the organism in Eukaryota, Metazoa, Arthropoda, Insecta, Hymenoptera, Cynipidae. The record is from RefSeq and is a predicted model, not a curated record. Gene Ontology annotation, cellular component: epsilon DNA polymerase complex. Bases 122 to 1675 code for a protein of 517 amino acids.
GAAUGUUUAUAGUUUUCAUUUUUAACCUCAAAGUUGUUCCAACAUUUUCGAUGUUUUCUUUUAGUUUUCUGAACAGUUUCUAAUAUUAAUUUGAUUCAAGCGUUGAUCAAAAAGUGUAAUUAUGGCAGAAAUAGUGCGUUCAACGUUUUCUAUGUAUGGACUGACUAUAACGAAGAACUUGAGCCAUGAGGUAUAUUUGAAAUUAAGAAAAUUACCUGCAAACGUGAGAGAAGAUACGUUGACAAAAAUUAUCGAACAGUUAUUAAACCAAAACCUUGAAACGGCAAACAUUCAAAAAGAGCACAUCGAUCGUGCAGUAAAGCUAUUAGUACAACCAGAAUCUGCACUCAAGGACACAGAAACCGUUUUAAAUGUCAUAAAUGCUUAUGAUAUUCCUAAAGUGCAGUACGAUAUUAACAGGAAAAAAUUCUUAGUUCGGAAGGUCGAGAAGGAUUUCUAUCCAGAUGCUAUACAAAAGUCUAAUGUUUUUAAGGACAGACUUGAUUUAUUGUACCAUCGAACCUUGAGGCAUGAGUUAUUUACACCUUCCAAAUUUGGUCAAUCCGAUGAAGGAAAAUUAGAAUUAGUUCCUAUUGAAUAUUUACUCAGCGAAGCAAAGACUGACCACGUUUACGUCACUGGACUCCUUUCGCAACUUACGGAAGGACAAUUUUAUUUGGAAGACAGCCAUGGGACAGUGAAAUUGGAUCUGAAGAAAGCAAAUUUUCAGUCGGGUUUGAUUAUGGAAGGCUCUAUAGUAAUCGCUAAUGGAAAUUACAUAGACAACAUUUUCGAGGUAAAAAAUAUCGGAUUUCCACCCCCAGAACCCACGCUUAACACUCGAGCAGCUUUCGGAGAUGUCAAUACUUUCGGUGGUGAGCAUCCCACAACUCUAAAAAUGUCUGAGAAACUAAAAACGCACGAGACCGUAAAUCAGAACGAGACACUGAUAUUCGUCUCGGACUUCUGGGUAGACGAUAUAAAAGUGAUCGAAAAAUUCACAGAGAUACUUGAAGGGUAUUCGAGCCAUGCCCCAGCUGCUUUUGUACUUUGUGGCAAUUUUCUAAGCUUUCCACCGGAUGCGACAAGUCCUCAAAAGUUGAAGGAUGGUUUUAAAACUCUUGCAGAUAUUAUCAGUCGUUACGAUAAUCUUUUGGCAGAAUCAAAAUUCAUAUUGGUGCCUGGCCCCUAUGAUUUGGGUGCCUCAAAAAUUCUGCCGAGGGCUUCUUUACCUAAAUCUGUUCUGAAGGAUUUCCUGACGCGAAUACCUGGUGCAAUUCUUGGAACGAAUCCCUGCAGAAUACAGUAUUGUACGAAAGAAAUCGUCGUGUUUAGGGAAGAUGUUGUGACAAAACUGUGCAGAAAUACUCUCAAGUUUAUUCAUAAUAGUGAUGUUUAUGAGCAAUAUGCAAAGUCUAUAAUCUGCCAAUCUCAUUUAAUACCACUGACACUGCAAGCGAUGCCGGUUUAUUGGAAGUUCGAUCAUUCUUUGCAAGUUUUCCCUACUCCAGAUCUUAUUGUUGUUGCGGAUACACAUAUGCCGUACAAGACGAAUUACUCGGAUUGUCACGUCAUCAAUCCGGGUUCUUUUCCGAGAAGUAAUUACUCUUUUAAUGAGUACGUCCCCGCAGAAAAUAUUAUCGAAGUUUGCGCGGUCGGCGACGUAAAUGAAUAAGGUAAUCAUAAGAAGACUCGUGUUUCUGUAUUUUUGAAAAUGCAUCAAUUUUAUAAUAAUAAUCAAAUUAUAUUUUUAUAUUUAAAAAAA